UAAAUUUUUUUGUAUCCAAAUCAAACUGAGAAAAAAUGCACUCCAAGCUAAAUUUCCUCCUUUGAUUUUUCUACCAUCAAUUUUAUACACAAAUUUGUACAAAACAAACACAAAAUAGAUAAACGAAAACUGCACCAAGUUGAAACGUAAAUAUUUAAACAAUAGCUCUGCAAUAAUUGCAGAAUCCAAACUUUUUCAACAAAUCUCAAAAAAUAAAAAUGAUACAGUACCAAGGAAGGGGGUUUCCAGCUGGCUACGAAGAUGACAGUAAUGACGAAGAGAAGGAUUUUGAAUCAAUGGAGAUUUUCACUCAGAAUCUUAAAAUAACCGUCGUUCCUAAUAUAACAAAGUCAGCUGGAUUGAAUGGUGAAGAUUUUGAUGCUGAAUUGCCAAUGGCACUGGAAACAUGGUUCACCUCAUAUCAAACUAUGUGGAAUUCAUAUAAAAGCACACCAACUUUAAGUCAGAAUCUCAAAGCUGUCUAUAUGAACGAUGAAAAUCCAUUGUUACUGGCGCUUAAACUUUUUGCCAACUGUCCAGGUUGCAACAAUUUAAAGAACAAGAAUUUAGCAUUAUUCGUUCUUGAAACGAUUUGUGCUCUCCACAAAACCAAUCCGGAAAUCGCCAACGUGUGCACGGACAACAUGCGAAUGGUUGCAUUUAACUUUAUCAAGACAUCAGGAGUUCUACCGCUUUAUCAAGGCAUUACAACGGCCUAUCAAUUGAUCAAAAUAAAAGACAUUCUGGUGAUGAAAAUUCAAGAACUUAUCGAUGAGAAACGCUACAAAGAUGCAGCAUACUGGGCUAUCGCUUUGGAAGCUACACAAUCCUUUGAUAUUUAUCAAAUAGUUUUGCCACUCAUUUUGCAGAAUAAACCAAAUCUAGCUGUUGAAUGUUUAGAUAAGGCCAAAGAUCAACAAGAAGCAAUGGUGCAGUUUCUUGACUCGCUAUUGGACAAACGAAAGACUGUGAUCGAUCAUUGUUAUCCGAUCAUUGACCGUUAUGGAUAUACUGAACUUAAUCAAUCAAUUAUAAGUUUUCGACCAAUGUCGAAGCUUGUAGCUCGCCUCGCCAAAAAAUACCAAAUCGAUGAGCAACUCACCCCCAAUCUGAGUUACUCCAAAUCCCGCUCAUACAUGUACUACCUCUAUAAACGAUUCAAAGAUGGCAAAAUGAGUCGUGAUUCAUUUCGCGAGCUUGUCAAAGAUGCAGCAACCACAACAGUUUUGAAAUAUGAUCUCGUAGCGAAUAUUUCGUCGCAUGGUGAUCGAGAAGAGGCGCUCUAUUGGGUCAAGCUCUAUCAGAUUCCCACCGACCAAUGGCCGUCUACUCUGUACGUCGAUGACGGCGAACACAAUAGCAGUAAUGACACAGUCGACGGUGGAUGGGUUGGUAAUUGCAGUAGCGGUGGUGGUGGCAAUGGUGGUGGAGUUGGAGUUGAUGGUGGUGGAAGGGGAAGUGUAUAUGAGGAGAGUUUUUCAAGUAAUUCCGGUGAUGCAUCUCCAUCGGGAAUCAAGGAGGAAUAUCUUCAAUUGGAAUUGAGAGACGAAGCAAUUAUCCUUGUCGAUCGCAGGUCAACUUUCACCGAUAUGAUAAAAACUCUAGAAAAACAAAGUUUAAUCGGCUUAGAUUCAGAAUGGAAGCCAUCAGCUUGUCAAGUUGAGACUGUUAGUUUGCUUCAAUUGGCUACAUUUGAUAAGGUCUACCUCGUCGAUGUCAUGUCAGAAGACAUAACUGAUGAUUUAUGGAGACUUUUCGGACGCAAUAUUUUUAAUAAUUUAGAAAUUCUUAAAAUUGGAUUCGCUCUGCGCCAAGAUUUAAUAAUGUUGCAAAAAAGCUUGCCACAAAUGAAUCUUUGUCUAUCAAGUGGAUCGUGUUACUUAGAUUUGAGAGAUUUAUGGAACAGAUCAAAGUAUAUGCACUCGUUUAAUUUUCCGUAUAAAAGAGCUGAUAAAUCGGGACCAAGUCUGAGUGCUUUAACACAAGUUUGCUUAGGAAAAACACUGGACAAAUCAAAUCAAUUAUCCAACUGGGCCAAAAGACCUUUACGUCGGGAUCAAAUUAUCUAUGCAGCACUCGAUGCCUACUGUCUGGUACAAAUCUACAAAGUUAUAGCCGAAUGUUUAACACGUAUAGGUUAUGACAUUGAUCGAAUUGUCGACCAAAUAACUUCGACAAAUAGUACAAAACCCGAGAAAUCGGCCAACAAACAAUUAGAUUGUAGUAGCUCAGCUUCUAGACCUUCCCGUAAGAGCUCUCGUAAUACCUCCAUGGAGUGUAUAAGUUCCACAAAAAUAAAAUUCAUCUGUGAUUCAAUACUUGGUGGACUUCUUCAUAAUCUUCGUCGCCUCGGAAUAGAUUGUUUGGAAAUUAAUAUGCGUACAAGCUUAGAUCAUUACGUGCGCAAGGCUCAACAAGAGAAUCGAUGCAUUCUCUCACGUGAUUCGCACUUUUUACACUUCAGCAAACAUCUACCGAAAAGCCUCUGCAUCGAGAUACCCGAGGAAGCUCCAGAUAAUCAAGUUAUUAAUGUGAUUCAGUACUUUAAUAUUACGAUCAAUAAAAACGAGAUCAUAACACGUUGUCCAAAAUGCAAUGGCAUUGAAUUUAUAUCAGCAUCUGUAUAUCAAAUACGUUUUCUUAAAUAUGGCCCGGAAAACCGAAAUUCAUCUUACACUCGGGGAGGGUCUAAUGGAGGUGCUGCAUGUGCAAAUCCUGUUAGAUUAAUAUUUAAUUCAAAACCAAUUACUGAUGAAGUGCUCCAAACAGGUAGAACUUUUUCAUCAGCAUUAAUAAAAACCGACAAAAUCAGCAACCGCGUUAUUUCUUCAAAGAAUGACUUUUUUAUAUGUGAUAAAUGUGGUAGAAUCACAUGGCCCAACGAAUAUCGUAUGAGUCCGAAAAUUGCAAACCUAAUUCUCGAUGAAUAGCGCAAUCUUCUUCGGAAGAGAGGUUGUUGCCAGGAUGAGGAGGUGACAAAUGUGUAGAGCAAGUGAUAAAUAAAUAAGUAUUUUUUAAAUAGUGGAUUAUUUAAUUUGGUAAUGUUUUUUUUUUUAAUAAAUAUAUAUAUAUAUAAAUAUUUACUAUUCAUAUAUUAUGUAAAUCUCAUUAUUUAAUUUUGUAAUGUAGUACAAAAGAAAAAAAGAGACAAAAGGCAUACACACAAUUGAACAUACAAAUACAAAUAUUAAAAAGAAAAAUUAAAUAAAU
Messenger RNA from Eupeodes corollae, 3210 nucleotides. RefSeq names its product exonuclease mut-7 homolog (gene Nbr). NCBI's taxonomy places the organism in Eukaryota, Metazoa, Arthropoda, Insecta, Diptera, Syrphidae. Gene Ontology annotation, biological process: nucleobase-containing compound metabolic process. The record is from RefSeq and is a predicted model, not a curated record. Bases 219 to 2930 code for a protein of 903 amino acids. The transcript is spliced from 11 exons. Gene Ontology annotation, molecular function: 3'-5' exonuclease activity; nucleic acid binding.